This is a messenger RNA of Camelina sativa (false flax), 1938 nucleotides long. RefSeq lists its product as uncharacterized. Lineage: Eukaryota; Viridiplantae; Streptophyta; Magnoliopsida; Brassicales; Brassicaceae. The record is from RefSeq and is a predicted model, not a curated record.
UAAUAUACAAACAUCCUCAAAAAAAAAAAAAAAAAAGAGAAAAGAGAAGAAAGGUCCAACAUCGCAACAUUGGCAACCAUGGCUAGAUUGGUUCGAAGACUAUGUCCAUCUGCUAAUCAUCCCGAGACUCCUCUAAAAUCAACGACAAUCUCAUCAAAAUGUGCUGCAUGUUACGAAGCUCAUGAAAAUAAGCAAGGCUACAAGUGUAAUAUGUGCGAUUUGUGUCUCCACGAGGAAUGCAUCAACACUAACAUCCCUUCUCGUCAUGCACACCCUCUCAAGCUCAACGAUAUGUAUUACUCAAAGACAUGUUCUCUUUGCCACACCAGUCCUACUUCAAUAAUUUAUCAAUGUUCACAAUGUUCUUUUUGUAUUUGUAUCCCUUGUGCGAGAAAACCUCUUAUCAUUAGCCAAAGUAAAGCCCAUGACCAUGAACUCCUCCAAUUACCGAUAGAAGUCUCCUUCACUUGUUAUGCGUGUGGGUUGUGUGUUACAGAAUACCCGUGUAUUUGUCUUCAUUGUCGUUUUAUAAUUCAUAGAGUAUGCAUCUCCUUACCACGUGUUAUACGCAUCAACAGACACGACCAUCGUAUCUCUCGUGUUUCUUCUCUUGGCUCUGGGAAGUGGAUUUGCGGGGUAUGUUAUGAGCAUGUUAAUGGAGAGUAUGGUGCAUAUUCUUGCUUGGCUUGUUCUUAUGUUGCUCAUUCAAAAUGUGCAACAUCUAUUUAUAGUUGGGAUAGGAUAGAACUUGAAGGGGUACCCGAAGAAGAAGAAGAAGAAGAAGAAAGAAAACCAUUUGAAGUGAUAGAUCACAACCAAAUCAAACAUUUUAGCCAUGAACACAAUCUGAAGGUUUCGUUAUCAUCAUCAAGACUCGAGGAACCCAGAGAACAUUGCUAUGCAUGCACCAUCCCUCUGUAUUCUGAAUUGUGCUAUAGAUGCACACAGUGUGAUUUUAUUCUUCACGAUGCAUGCGCAAAUCUCCCUCUGAAGAAAAGACAUGAGUAUAGCUCGCGAAAACUUAAGUUGUAUGCCAAAAGGCUACAAUAUUUUAGUUGUGGGGCUUGUAAUCGUUUUUGCACCGGUUUCUCAUAUAUGGACGAGUACUCUCUAUUUAAGAUUGAUGUGCGAUGUGCUUUGAUUUCUGGUGCAAUCAAACAUGAAAGUCAUCCACAUUUUUUAGUUAUAACUCAGGACAUGGUCUCUAGCCGGAGGUGUGAUAGUUGUGACUCGGUAUGUUGGUUUUUUCUACGUUGUAGCGAUAUAGAUAAUUGUGGUGGCUACAAUUUAUGCUUUAGAUGUGCUACUUUACCCACAUUGGUAAGACACAGAUACGAUGUUCAUCCUCUUUCCUUAUGCUACAGUGAGAGAAUUGUGAAUGCGAUACUUUGUUGCGGAAUAUGCGAAGAAGAAUUAGAUUCAAAAAGUUGGUUUUACAAAUGCAAUGAAUGUGGCUCAACUCUUCAUACUAAAUGUGUAUUUAAUCAUCUAAUACACUCAAGACCUGGAUGUAGUUUACAGAUGGGUUACUCGGACUCAUUUUAUUUGCUUCCCAAUCAUCAUCUCUCUCGGCCUAUUUGCUCCUUAUGUAAGACUCGUUGUAUGGGUGAUUUUGUUCUAAACCAUAAGGAUGAUACAAAUCUAUUCAUAUGUUGUUCUUGUCAAAUUCACUAAAUAAUUCUGUUGAUAUUACGACGCUUAGUAUUGAAAUUAAUUUAUAAAAUUUAUAAAUGCAUUCUGUCAUGUCUCUUGUAAUAAAUUUAUAAAAACUAAAAACUGUAUUGAUUAAUGUAAUAUAUUAAUCUAUCUAAUAUAUUAUGGUAGAUGGAUAUUUAUGGGGAAAGGGUACUGGUAAAAAAAAAGACAUAAUUAAAUUGAAAAAUAUUCAUGAGAUUAUUAUGUAAACUAGUGGGUCAUUAGAUCAAAUAAUAUGGAACA